AUGCCGCCUCGCAAAUCAGCAAAGACGGAGUUUGAGCCCAAGGCAUUGGUUCUAUCGAAAAUGACAGGUUUCCCCGCCUGGCCGUCAUUUGUGAUGCCCUCAGAUAUGAUCCCGCCCGCCAUCAUGAAAGCAAAGAAGAAAACCACCAACACGUGUGUCAUCUUCAUACCCGAUGGCGACUUCAACUGGAUGAAUGAAAAGGGCUUGGAGCUUCUAACGCCGGCAAAGCUUGACACUUACUUGCUGAAGGUCCCCAAGGACAAACUCAAAAACAAGCCCAAGAAGAAAACCGGUCGCACGAAUAAUGUUGCCGAAGCCUACAUUGCAGCCAAAGGCUUACAAUUUGACGAAUUUAUGGAUGAACUUGCCGCCGUCAACAAGGGCGUUGCAGGAGAAAAUGAUGAUGAAGAUGACGAAGAGGAGGAAGAUGAAGUGGACGAGACAGGCGAGGCCGAAGAUGCCCACGACAACGACGACGCUGCCAACAACUCGAUAGAACAUGAGUCUGACACGGACUCUAAAAAGGGAAGACCAUUGCCGAAAGCUCGCAGAAGAGGAGGUUUAAGAAGCUCCUCUCGCAAUGGCAAUGGGAAUGCCCAAAGCACCCUGGAAGAGGAGCCAAUUGAAGACGAGAAGGAUAGUGACGAAGAGUCCGACAGCUCACGAUCCAGAAAGAGAACUCGUGGGACUGCUUCAUCGGCGCCUCCCAAAAAGCGUGUUGUGUCCAACUCCUCAGUGACGGAAGAGACCAACGGCAGCGGCAAUGGCAAUGGCCGCUCAGCAUCGCCCAAACCCAUCUCCGAGAAGGAUAGACAGCAUCAGUUGUGGUUGUGCCGGAUCAAACUACAACGAUCUCUCAUUCAAAGAAACCAGCCUGUGACGCCAAAGGACCCCAAGCAGUUCCCACCUCCCACAGUUGACGAGUUGCUGGUAGCCAGAUUGAUAUUGCAUCGUCUUGCCGACUUCCCCUUGAACGUGGAGCUUUUGCGCGAGACCAAGAUCCACAAAGUGUUGAAAUGCAUUCUCAAGGAUGAAGAUUUAGCAUACGAGGAGAGCUUCAAGUUGCACGAGAAGUGCAAUGAGCUCUUGGACAAGUGGAAGGAUAUGAUCGAGAGCCUCAAGCUCGAGAAACAGGCAAAAUACGAGUCCCGCUUGAGCAGCCAGGCUCCAGAAGACACGGAGAUCACUCCCAAGUCGCUCAAGGGCGAAGAUGCAGAAAAACACGUCUUUGAGACCGCCGAUGCUGGUGCCGCUUUGACCUUCCCAAUGCAGUGUUCUGCCUUGAGAAAGAACGGUCACGUUGUCAUCAAGGGCAGACCUUGUAAGAUUGUCGACAUGUCCACCUCCAAGACCGGUAAGCACGGUCACGCCAAGGUCCACUUGGUCGCCAUUGACAUCUUCACUGGCAAGAAGUUGGAGGACUUGUCCCCAUCUACCCACAACAUGGAGGUUCCUAACGUUUCUAGACAGGACUACCAGUUGUUGGACAUUGACGAUGGUUUCUUGUCUUUGAUGACCGCUGACGGUGACACCAAGGACGACGUCAAGGUCCCUGAGGGUGACAUUGGUGACAAGAUCCAGAACGACUUUGACGAUGGUAAGGACUUGAUCAUCUCUGUCAUCUCCGCUAUGGGUGAGGAGGCUGCUAUCUCCCACAAGGAGGCUCCAAAGGGUGCUUAA
This is a messenger RNA of Candidozyma pseudohaemuli, 1680 nucleotides long. Its product is annotated as eukaryotic translation initiation factor 5A. The record is from RefSeq and is a predicted model, not a curated record. Gene Ontology annotation, biological process: positive regulation of translational termination; positive regulation of translational elongation. Lineage: Eukaryota; Fungi; Ascomycota; Pichiomycetes; Serinales; Metschnikowiaceae. Gene Ontology annotation, molecular function: translation elongation factor activity; RNA binding; ribosome binding. The transcript is spliced from 2 exons. The coding region runs from base 1 to 1680 and encodes 559 amino acids.